AUGAUGAAGGAAGAGAAGAGAAAAGUCUUGGAAAAGAAGAAGAGGAAGAACAGGGGAGAAACAUACACCUUCUGGGAUAAAUUUCCCGGAAAUCUCACACCCGCCCUUUGGAACGAUCCGGCUCAAAUGGGCUGCACCAGCUGGGGAAUAAAUUCUCAAACCCUCUUCAACUACGGCGUUCAAAUACACGCAGUCCAGCAAGCCCUUGCUAUCGAUAGCCUCGAUGCUCGGAAACUUGCUACACAGCUCAUCCUGUAG
Letharia columbiana is the source of this 258-nucleotide messenger RNA. RefSeq lists its product as uncharacterized. The coding region runs from base 1 to 258 and encodes 85 amino acids. Lineage: Eukaryota; Fungi; Ascomycota; Lecanoromycetes; Lecanorales; Parmeliaceae. The record is from RefSeq and is a predicted model, not a curated record. The transcript has a single exon.